AGGGGUAGCAAUUUGCCUCGAUCUUUGCAGGGCCCUAUGGGAAUCCUUGUUACAGGGAUGGGGUGGGGAGGAAUAUUCCUUCCUGCGGGGCAGGGAUGGAGGGAAUUUUCUCCCUGUGAAAUUUCACGGGAAAUUUUCCUCACCUUUUUCUCCUCACUCACUCUCACGGCCUCACCUUCGACUUUCCCCUUCCCUUUUGGCUUCUACUGUUGGAGCCUGGAGUUGUUGUCGGGAUUUACUGCUGGAGCCUGCUGCCUGGAACUAUUGUCGGGAUCUGCUGCUGGAGCUUGGAAAGCCUUGAGCUACUGCAGAUCUGCUGUUGGAGCCUGGAGCUACUGUCGAGAUCUACUGUUGGAGCCUGAAGAGCCUGGAGCUGCUGUCGAGAUCUGCUGUUGGGAAUGGGAAAUGGGAACGGAGAAAUGUUAUAUAUAUUUUGAUAUUAAUUGGUGGAGAAUGGAGAUCCCUGUGGGGAUUCCCAUCCUCGUGAAUCGAGGACGGAGAGGAAGUCCUUGGCCCCGUGGGGCCCUGCUAACAUCCUUAGCUAAGAUCGAUGUUGCUUCUUUAUUUAUCAAAAAUUCCCAUCACUAGUUUUGAAAACUAAUAUCAUGCUUUCAAUUAUAUGUGAACACGAGGAUUUGGCUCAAAGAAUAAAUCCUAUUGACAUUG
Molecule: messenger RNA, 666 nt
Organism: Rubroshorea leprosula
Lineage: Eukaryota; Viridiplantae; Streptophyta; Magnoliopsida; Malvales; Dipterocarpaceae
Source: the annotation of a GenBank genome assembly